Molecule: messenger RNA, 372 nt
Organism: Homalodisca vitripennis (glassy-winged sharpshooter)
Lineage: Eukaryota; Metazoa; Arthropoda; Insecta; Hemiptera; Cicadellidae
Exons: 1
Coding region: 1-372 (123 amino acids)
Source: RefSeq, a predicted model, not a curated record
AUGCGGAUCUGUGAACACCUACAGAAGAAUUCCAUACAACUCGGAGAACAACAUGGAUUCCUAAGUAAGAAGUCAACUCUGACAGCUUUAGUGGAGUUGGUGGAAUACAUCAUUGAUAGGCUCGAGGAGGGACAUAGUGUGACCGGUGUCUACCUGGAUCUGAGCAAGGCUUUUGAUUGCCUAGGUCAUGAGCUAAUCCUGGCUAAGCUCAGUAAGCUUGGAUUCAGGGACACCGCUUGGAACUGGUUCAGCAAUUACCUUCAAGACAGAGACCAAUUAGUUGAACUAAGGCACUUCGACAAUAAAGCGACCACCUUCUUCAGGUCAAGUCAGCUCCCCAUUACCAGAGGCUGUCCGUGCUGGGUCCUGUGA